Molecule: messenger RNA, 8682 nt
Organism: Penaeus chinensis
Lineage: Eukaryota; Metazoa; Arthropoda; Malacostraca; Decapoda; Penaeidae
Gene: Ca-beta
Product: voltage-dependent L-type calcium channel subunit beta-1-like
Exons: 11
Coding region: 1024-2745 (573 amino acids)
Biological process (GO): regulation of voltage-gated calcium channel activity; chemical synaptic transmission; calcium ion transmembrane transport
Cellular component (GO): voltage-gated calcium channel complex
Molecular function (GO): high voltage-gated calcium channel activity; protein binding
Source: RefSeq, a predicted model, not a curated record
UGGCGCCCUCGUGCUCUGAGAGGGGCACGAACCAGCAGAGACACGAGGAACUGGAAAAUCUUCCCGGUUGACCUAUAUUGUCCCUGGAUGUGACAGUGGGAGACACUCGGAUCCGCGGCGUCGAGGAACGAGUUGGUCGGGGCGGGGUUUCGUGCGGGAGUGAUGCCACGGAACGACUGUGCGAUGCCAUCGUAAGGAGGAGGACCCUCUGUCGGAAUCCGCUUGGCUCGGAGGAGGACAGCGAGAUCGUCGGCGGCGGUCGCGACGUCCCGAAAAUGAAGUUGCUGGUGGCCGGUGCCGGGCGGUGGAGAGGCGAGGAAGCAUGAGGACCGCCAUGAGGCCGGCAGCAAUCAUGGCAAGUAGGAAGUGUUACGAGACGAACUUCCUCUGAUGAUUGGUGUGGUUCCCUCGCGUGUGGCGUGUGGCUGGCACUGCUUCCGAGGCCGUAGGAUGUUCCCAUGCUGAAGGAGGAGGAAUCUCUGAGGGACGAGACGGGCCGUUUUUUCUACCAAGAGAGUUCAAGAACGCUGGUAGUUCGAUAGAAGACUGAACCGUGUUUUAAUUUGUGUGUGUGCUGGAAAUACAUGCUUUUGGGUGUUAUUGCUUUGGUUCCUUCGAUCACUUACGAUGGAAUAUUGGUCGUAAAAAUUUCAGAAACAAAUACCAACGCGGAUGAAAGAUAGAUAAAAGAUAGAUAAGAAAUCUAGAAAUAAAAUUUGUGCUGUUGAUAAGAAAGCUUAGUUUUCCAAGUGCUGUGAACAGUCAAAAGUUAAAGACGAAGACCUUUUUUUUUUUACUUUCUGAAUCCCUUACGUGCUUCCAGUAAGAAGAAGAAUAAAACAACAAAAAAGAGAAAGAAGACCUAAGAAAAGAAGAGGUAAAGGGAGAAAGAAAUAUAUAGAGAGAGAACACUAAAAAAGGCGUCGACAAGAUGAACGUUCACUAACCUAACCAUGACGUCUGGUGUCGCCACAGUCCCUCCUCGGCCCCUCGACCCUUCCUCCCAUUCCCUGAACGCGGACAAUGAUGGGGUUUAAUCAAGGAUAUAACAAACUCUUCACGCAGGGUUCGGCUGACUCGAACUAUUCCCAGCCGUCCUCGGACCUAUCGCUGGACGAGGAGAGAGAGAACCUACGCCGCGAGACCGAACGACAGGCGCUCUCCCAGCUUGAGAAGGCCAGGGGGCACCAUCGGGACAGCGGGGUCAGGCGCAGAACGGAGGGCCAGGCAUUCGUCACUCUUCAGGCAGCCAGGACUAAACCCGUGGCGUUCUCCGUGCGUACCAAUGUGGCCUACGAUGGUUCUCUGGAUGACGACUCGCCAGUGCAUGGGUCGGCCAUCUCUUUCGAUGUCAAGGACUUCCUCCACAUUAAGGAGAAGUAUGACAACAACUGGUGGAUUGGGCGUCUGGUGAAGGAAGGCGCAGAUGUUGGGUUCAUCCCGUCACCCGUUAAGCUCGAGAACCUGCGCCUACAGCAGACCCAACAGAAGAACUCCAAGCUCUACCCCAAAAACUCGUCAUCGGGUAACCUAGGAUUGAUAAAUGAUGUUUUAACCAAUAGCAAGAGUCCCAACUCACGAGGCUCCACUCCCCCCACUCCUGGAAUUGACCUCGACAACGGAUUAGACUCCAAUGUGGGUGACGACUCCGAUUCCCUGGGCAACGCCAAGGGGAAGAGUUCCAUCACAACCCCACCAGCCAAGGAGAAGCGGAAGCCCUUCUUUAAGAAACAGGAGAACAUUCCUCCGUACGAUGUCGUGCCUUCCAUGCGCCCGCUAGUGCUUGUUGGCCCAUCCCUCAAAGGGUAUGAGGUCACAGACAUGAUGCAGAAGGCGCUGUUUGAUUACAUUAAGCACAGAUUUGAGGGGAAGGUAAUCAUUACACGGGUGAGUGCUGAUAUCUCUCUUGCAAAACGGAGUCUCCUAAACAACCCAAACAAACGUGCUCUUAUGGAACGAUCCAACUCCAGAUCUUCUUGUAUAGCAGAAGUUCAGGCUGAAAUAGAACGAAUAUUUGAACUAGCAAGAACUCUACAGUUAGUGGUGCUCGAUUGUGACACUAUUAACCACCCCUCUCAACUUGCUAAGACAUCUCUUGCACCUAUUCUUGUAUACCUCAAGAUCUCGUCUCCUAAGGUACUGCAGCGUUUAAUAAAGUCACGGGGAAAAUCUCAGAGUCGCAACUUGAGUGUUCAGAUGGUUGCAGCAGAAAAAUUAGCCCAGUGUCCACCAGAGAUGUUUGAUGUGAUUCUUGAUGAAAAUCAGCUUGAGGACGCAUGUGAACACAUAGCAGAGUAUCUCGAUGCCUACUGGCAAGCAACGCACCCUCCGUUACCUCCACCCCAGAUUCAGAGACCAAUUCCAUCACCACAUACAAGUCCGCGGUCUAACCAUGCGCAAGGAAGUCUCAUGCGGACUAAUUCUACGCCUCCAGGUCCGCCCGGGUCCGUGGCUCGUGAGCCCGGCUACCCUCGCUAUCCGGAUGAGAGAGUGUACCAUCGUGGAGGCCCAACCGGACAUGGGGGGCCGCGAGCGCUCCCGUCCCGUGACCCUAGAGACCUGCGAGACCCACGCGAUAGAGACCUACGCGAUGAUGAGUAUGGUGACAGGCUUCCCCCACAAGACCCUGGGCUCAUGUACGACCGCCCACCAGACCGGCCCGGGCGAAGGCAGUUGCCCCCCACCAGGGAUGAUGAUUACCACUCCCCCCACCGCCCCCCCACACGCCAAGCCCUCAAUGUGUAGCAAUUAGCCCUUGUUUGUAGCAGUUAGUGCUUGUUUGUAGCAAUUAUUGCUCAUUUUUAGCCUUCUGCUAUGUUCAAGUCCAUAUAAUGGUAGAUUAUUAAGACACCUCUUGGUAUUCACUGCUCUUUUUAGGGUUGAGAAUUACUGGAAAUGCUUGUGAAGGCUAUACAUGGAAUGGCUACCAACAUUCACUGCUAACUCAGUCUGAGAUGUACUCAGUCCAAGCUACUGAACACUCUGGCACCUUCUAGUAUCUUGUGGUUGAGGCAGUAAUGGAAAAAUGACUCUUGGUUAUGAUAAGUUAACUAGAGAAUUCUUAAAAAAAAGUCUCUACCAUUCUGCCUACUUGGAGAAAGCAUAUUGUGGGCAGUGGUUGUCUCAAAGCCAUAUGCAUAAAAGUUGGGAUUCUCCUGAACUGUACAUUGUGAUAGUCCAAUUUUGAGGUUGCAAAAUCAGUGUCACCUACUAGCCCUUCUGAAGCAUAAUACAUCUGUUUAUCCCCUCACCUAACCCCCCAGCUGCCUUACACAAAUAACCCCUUAUUAAAGAAGAGAGUAGAAGUCCUAGCCAUGGGGCCAUUAUUAGAGCUGUCCUAUGAGAUUAUCAUACAUGAGAACUGGAUACCUACAAUCAACUGAAAGCAUAUAGUACUGACCGGAAAUUUUGUUUUUUUCUCUCUUUUUUUCACACCUCUUGUAAUUCUGUACUUUACAGACUUUUUGGACAAGUUUGGUUUAUUGAGAGCUCCGUGAUUGAUUGUGGAAAACCCAAAUCCCAUAAAUGAUAAUGUUCAUUUGCAUUGGCUCAUAUUGUGCCACUCAACUUCUCUAUGAAUGAUGUUUAAGAGUUCUGCCCCUGAGCCUUAGGCAGAGAUGCUGUGGAAAUUGUACGGGCUGGACAUUAUAAAUAGCAGUGUAAAUAUAGUUGGUUGUACACUAAGGAUCGGCACAUUAUCCUUUGCCCAAGUUGUUCUUAAACUGCCUUUUAACCACUGUAGUGUUGGAUAUUACACUAGUUUAUUACACUAGUUUUUAAUAUUUUCACUUUGUAGCUUGGAACUGUUUCUUAGGUUUACCAUUUUAUAUUCCAUAGUUGUUCACUUUGCAUUUUAAUCAGCCCAAUAAUGCAAAGUUAUUUUACAUCUAACAUUUGAAGUUGGACGAAGUUCAAAUUUUUAUAUGACAAUUUUUCUGAAUAAUCCUAAUAGUAAAGUGAUAAAAGAAUAAGAUUUGUGCAGAAACAGAGCAGUUAGUAAUGGAUAUUAUCAGUUAGAUUUUUGUUCUACUGUUUUGGGAUAGAGGUCUCAUAAUCACAUUUUGAACCAUCUAAACUUUUGCCACUUGAUUAAACUCCUGAUUCAAAAAUGUGAUAGUAGAGUAUUAACCAGGCUUUGAGAAUUGACCAUGGUAAGCUUUAUGGUAUUACUGUACCUUUUUUAUGUAAUGAAUAUGAACUUUUAAGACCAAAAGCAUUCAUCAUUGCAGUUGUUGUUGUUGUACCCUUCCUAAUAGUGAAAUUGCAUCAAUUUCUACACCAAUAUAUUCUUAUUCUAUAAAGACUUUACAAGUGUACAUCACAAAGAGAAUAUCACUUGCUUCUCAAGACUUUUAAGAAUGCUCAGCUGAUGUUAUGUCAAACUUUACUUUGUGUUAUAUACACAUUUUACAUUUGUUAAUUUGUUAAUUUGCUAUUGUUAAGUAUAUAAGUUCUACAGUGAUGUAAUUUAACAGAGUUCAUUUUACACAUUUUUUGUGUAUUGCAAAGUUUCCAUCUGCUGGUUGACCAGCUAAGGUACUAGCCAUUGUUCACAUACUCUUUGUUGUAAGGCCAGAAUUGACGAGUAAUAGAAAGGAUGAGAUAAAUGGUACCUCUGAGUACUGAUCAGAAAUAUUUGGCUUCCUUGCUGAGUGAGGAAUUUAAACCAGCAGACAGUGAGGCAUUCAAUCAAAAUGUAGAUUAAAGUCACAAGAUUCUCAUACUCAGCUUUGUAUGACACUCUACAAUUUGGUCACCGCAGUUUGCUCGUGUUGUAUUAUAGCUUUUGGAUCUCCUGCUUUCCAUUAUUAUUCCUGUCAGUUUCAUUUGUAAUUUCCUGUACACCUACAUAGUUUUUAAGAUACUACAAAACCACUUGUAGUUUACCUGUCCUGUUUUAUUUGUGUUAUCCUUCAUUUGCUUACAAUUUGUAUGUAAAUAUUAUGUUAUUAACUUUCUUCUUUGAAAUGCCUAGUUUAGCCUUUUUUUUUCUUUUAGUUAUGGGCAUUCAAUACUGAAUAUCUCUGUAUAAGAUGAGCUGUUCCUGCAUAUUCUUGUGGAAAUGUUAAUUGCAACAAAGAGUAUUUUUUUGCACUUACCCAAGAUACUUGUUAAUAAGGUAACUCUGCAUAAGUUUGAUUGAGGAAGUAUUGUAUAGAAGGAAAAAGACUUAUGUUUUGCAAUAUCAGCUGCAUCCAGGAAACUUCGGUUUAGUACGAAGAUCUUAAAGAUGUUCUAUUCAAACUGUGAGGUAUAAUUUACAGUUGAAUCCUAACCCUAUGGGAUGUUUGUAGAUAUUAAAAACAAACUUUUUAUCACUAAACAUAUAUAGUAUUACCAAGAAUACUUCAGUAGGCUUUAGUAGCAUGCACACCAUAAACCCUCAAUAAAAUACUUCUGUUUUCCUCUUUCAAAAGAGCUAUUCAUUUUGAGAUAACUUCAUAUGUACUGAUGAUACAUUACAUAUGUGCAGACAACUCAAAGGCCAAAUUCAUAAUGGUAAUCCUGUAGCUCCUAAGUUCUAGCUAUAUUUUAUAUAGAAUCAUUCAUCCUCAGGAUUCAUACACAGACUCUAGUAGAAAAGGGGAUUAUCAUAAGUAAUUUUCAUUUGCUUAAGGUCUAAUGAAUAACAUGAUCAAAACACUACAUGUCAAAUUGUUCUCUCUGCAACACUAUACAGCAGUAACUCAGUUCACCAACAAUCCAACUUAUUAUAGCACAAGAUAGUGUGAUAUUACUACCAUAAUUUUUUUUUUCUUUGUUUUCAUUUCAAAUUUUCUUCUUCUUUUUGUAAGGAUUAUGUAAUGUCUUCUCCACAUUCUCUUUGAGUGUUGCCGAUCCUUGAGUUGUGAGGCUGGGUUGAAUAAUACUUUUUAACCUAAUGGUGUUUGAGAAUCAUUUUUUGGUUUCCCUGUUGAGUGUCUGAAUGAUGAUAAUCUUGUAUGUGGUUAAACAAAAUACAUGCAUUAUCUUAAAAACAAAACAAAAAAAUGUUUAUAGGUAUGCAUCUUUUGAUCCCACUUUGUCCUGUCAACUUGUAAACUAAGGCACACAGGCAGGAGGUCUAAAGCUCCUCUUCCAAUAUGUACCUAAAAUGAUUAUUCAAUUUUCCCCUUAUUUACAUGCUUCACUGUGUUAUUUUUCAAGUUAAUUGUUCAUCUUUAUGUUUUUUUCUUGACUUUUUACAGUCUUUUAUGAAUUAUAAUCUGUUUUAUUCUUUAUUUGAGAUUAAAUUCAUCUUCUUUUAAAUCAAAUAUAUCUGCCACUUUGAGGGAAGAUUAAUUGUAAUCCAUAUUCUUUGUAUUAUUGUUUGUGUUUGAAUUAUGACUAAAAUAUGCAGAAUGACUGAACAAAUUAUUUUAGGUACUAAAUGACUCUGUUCCAUUACAGAUAGGUUUUAUCUACAUAACAUUAUAGCAAGACAUUAUCUCUUGCAGUAGUGUCAUAUACUUUUGAUGUGAAUUCUAAAGUAAACUAACAACAGAUGAUAUAAUUUUAUUAGAUGGGAAGUAAAGUAAGAACAAUAUAGAUCACAUACAUAUAUUUUGAAAAUACAGACAUACAGAAGUACAUCUAGAAUAAAGAAAAUGUAUAAACAACCAUGUUUACACAUACAAACACAGGGAAAUGACAUGAGUACAUAUAAAUGCAUAUAGGUGUGCAAUCAUGCAUACUUCAUUAAAAAAAACAAAACAAACAAGAACAUUGUAUCUUACAGAUUAAAAAUUAAAAAUUCAAUGAGUACAAAAUUUAGAUGCACAUAGCAUAACAAGGUCACCAACUAACUCAUCUCUCAGACAAAAUUCUAAAACAAUUUGUUGUGGAUUAAAACUCCAUAUUCACAGUACUUUAAGUCACUGUAAUGGUACUUUUGUCAGUGUAUGUAAUAGCAAGUUGGCUGUAGAAACUUCAGUAAUGUUUUAGAAUUUUGUUCCCCCUCACACACACACAAGCGCCUCAUUCUUACUCUGCCUCACUUUUUCUCCAAGUUCAUGGGCAGUAUUCUUGAGAAGCACUUGAGGGAAACAAUCGAGCGGUUCCUUCUCCUGCUUUAGUCAAAAGGUUUUAGUUCCGUUAGCCCACCAGGACUCAAGAGUUGCCGCCCUGUUGAUGGUUUCAACUUCUUGUGCAUCUUCAGAGUUUUGCCCCAAAUGCUGUGAUUAACAGUUUUCCCAUUAGAAGGGAUGAAUUUAUUUCUCUGAGAGCAUUAUCAGAGUUUAACUAUGUGAAUAUCUUUAAUAUCUUUCUUGCUGCCUCCAUCACACUCUCAUGUACAAACCCUGAGUCCUUCCUCCACUCUCCUCAAUUCCUAGAUUAAUUCUUGUACAUCAUUGCUGUCAUCAACCACCUACAGACAAACCUCUCCUCACGGCGCUUUUUACCGGUAGCAAAACUUGUUUAAUUUGUAUAAACUGGAUGUAAACCAUACCUCUUUAAGAUAAUCAAAGAAAAGAAUUUAUGGAAACAGUGUAAGUACUCAUUUCAAAAUGGAAUAUGAGGUUUGACUGUGGAAAAGUUGCUGCUAUUAAGGUUCUUAAACCAACGAGGAACCUACUGCUUUCUGCCAGUCUAAGCCUCUAGUAGCCUCACAACAAGGUUCAUUUUCUUUAUAUUGUAUUUGCAGAUGUGUGAGGUUCGUGAAUAUAACAGAUUUUCUUGUCUGUUACAUUUAUAUUGAUAGACUUCACUAUAUUAACCAUUUGACUAGCAGUACUAUACUGUGUUUGUAUCAUAAAUAUAUUUUUUUCAACACUGACAGCUUUGGAAGUCUGCACAACAAAAUACCCCAAAAGAAAAAGAAUCUUGUAUAGGCUUUCUAUUGGCUGAACCUUAGCAGCUGCAUUUCACAUGGCAUUUUGUAAUCUUUAUGAACCCCCUCACAGAAGACAUCUUUGCAUCAUGAAGUUUUGCCAAGAUUUUAUGUUUUUUAACAGAAUGCAUGUGCCUUUUCUAGUUCUUGUUAUUCAUGCUAGGGUAUAUGCCUCUCAGUCUUGAUAACAAAUGUUAUACUCACCUCCAGCCUUAUAUCAUUACUAACUUAACACAUCUUUCAUUCCUUCUUUUAAAAUUCAUUAGUUUAGCAUGUGAGACUUCAUUGUUCUUGGCACCUGCAGUAGAUGAUUAUAUAGCUGGCAUGAUGCAAAGAUGUUUUUGCUAUUUUUUUCAUAUUCUCCCAUUAUUUAAAAGGCAUUCUCUUCCAUCCUGUUCUGUAUUUUAUCAUCCCAUAAGUUAUAAGUACAGUAGCUUCUGGUUAAUAUGACUGCUUUUGGUGGUAACAUGGUUACCAUUUUUCAUAAUGCCUUGUGGCUGUAAUAAAUAUCGGGUAUCUGCAUGAGUGGUAAGUGUGUGACUAUGAUUUUGAUAGCAUGCAGCUGAAACUGCAACCAGCAAUGAUAUUAACUGGUGUUACUGUGUGGAAUUCCCAUGUACUCCACAUACGACUUCUCUCUCUCCUAUCUUUAAAAUCCCAACCCUUCUUAGUGGCACCUUUCAGUCCUUCUUACAUUCUCUAACUCUUUCAGCAUUCCCAUCCUCUUGCUUCUGUAUAUGCCAUACCAUCCUCCAUGUACUCUUCUCUUCAAAAAAAGGAAAAAAAAAUCUUGUUUACCCCUAUUGCAUGUAUGACUCACAGACUACAUUUUGUUGCAAAAAUUUGUAAAUAAUAAGAACUUUUUAUCAUGA